Daphnia pulex (common water flea) is the source of this 1536-nucleotide messenger RNA. Its product is annotated as alpha-(1,3)-fucosyltransferase C-like. The coding region runs from base 130 to 1374 and encodes 414 amino acids. Lineage: Eukaryota; Metazoa; Arthropoda; Branchiopoda; Diplostraca; Daphniidae. Gene Ontology annotation, cellular component: membrane. The transcript has 3 exons. The record is from RefSeq and is a predicted model, not a curated record. Gene Ontology annotation, molecular function: alpha-(1->3)-fucosyltransferase activity.
UCUCUCGGAUAAUCUACACUUCUGAUGAAAGCUUUGAUUCGUUCAAACGAGUGCAUUUAUUAGGCUACUGUAUAUACGAAAGAGUUUGAGUUGUUUUUAUAUAUUUGAAAAAGACGAUCUGAAGAAAUCAUGAGAGCUGGACGACGCCUAUCUACUCUCCGUUCCACAUUGCAGUUGUUGAGUGUUCGUUUCCUUGUAUUAGUGUUGACAUGUCUGUUCUUAAUUUACCACACAACACUCGAACGUGAUGACCGGCAAUUUUAUCCAGUAAGAAAACUGAUCGAAAACUACAAUUUAGUCGAGAGAUAUGAGCAGGAGAAAUUGUUAUUGGAUGUUGACGACCCACCUUUCAAGCGAAUUCUAUUCUGGAAUGAUUAUUGGGGUAUCCCGGAUUUCCGGCUCGGAAUUGGCCGCGAGGCCUUCCGCAAAUGGGACUGUCCCGUGUGGCAGUGCGAAACUUCGACCGAUCGAACGAACGUCCACGACUACGACGCCGUCAUUUUCCACAUGCGAGGCAGUUGGAACCCCAACGACUUGCCCCAUCGCCGAUCACCUCAUCAGCGCUACGUUUUCUGGAUUUUAGAAUCCGCUGGAUGGUUUAAAUUUUUAGACACGAGUCCAUUGGGCAACUUUUUCAACUGGACCUUGACUUAUCGAUGGGACUCGGACAUGGUGAUGCCAUACGGUUAUGUGAGACCCACUGGCAAGGUCCCACUUCAUCCGAGUGAGGACCAAUUGAAGCAAUUAAUGUCCAAUCAAAAAGUGAAUUAUGCGUCCGGUAAAACGAAAAUGGCCGCUUGGUUCGUCUCAAACUGCCGUACUCAAACCAGUAGUAGAAACGAGCUGAUCAAAGUGCUCAAAAAGUACAUUGAAAUCGAUGUUUACGGCUCCUGCGGGAACAAGAAGUGUCCGAAGGAGAUGGGCGUUGAUAAUUCGAGCGAAGACUGCCGAGACAUGGCCGGCCAAAAUUACAAAUUCUACAUGGCCCUGGAGAAUACGCUGUGUCGCGACUACAUUACUGAAAAGUUUUUCGGUAUGCUUCAUCGUCCGAUCAUCCCGGUCGUCUUUGGCCUUCACGAUCAUUACGACCAGAUGGCGCCACCGCAUUCCUUCAUUAACGCGGCAAAAUUUGAAAAUAUGAGGCAACUUGCCGAUUACCUGAUCCUCCUGGACAGGAACGACACGCUGUACAACGAGUACUUUUGGUGGAAGCCUCACUUUGAAUCCCGGUACAAGCAAAGGGACGUCAACAUUGGCAUGUGUCACCUGUGCGCCUCACUCCACAACAAGGACAUGCCAUCGAAAACCUAUGCGAACAUGACUGACUGGUGGGAUGAACGAUCGGCCUGCAUCAAUUCACCUCCAAUUUCAUGACGUGCGCACCUAUAUCGCUCUGCCUGGAUGUCUGAACCAUUAUUAUUAUUAUAUUAUGAACCAAUAAUAAAAUUGAAAAGUGCUGAACUUAAGAAAGUAAUAUAACCUAUAUAUACUGUAGCUUCAUUGCUGACUAUCUAUACAUUCAGUUAUACAACAAAA